CUCAACCUUCAAGGGAAAUCUAGGGCUGUUGAUCAAUUUCGAGAUGAACAAGCAGCUCAAUUUUGUUAGAGAUGGAGUGACCAAAUUGCCGCCUGGCUUUCGCUUCCAACCAACAGAUGAAGAGCUUGUGUUUCAGUACUUGAAAUGCAAGGUUUUUUCCCUCCCUUUGCCUGCUUCAAUCAUUCCUGAGCUUAAUUUUUGCAAUUAUGAUCCCUGGGAUUUGCCAGGUGAGUUGGAGCAAGAGAGGUAUUUUUUUAGCAGUAAGGAAGCCAAGUAUAAAACCGGGAACCGAAUCAACAGAGCGACAGCUUCUGGUUAUUGGAAGGCAACCGGGUUAGACAAACAAAUCAUAUCAAGGAGAAAUCAAAUAGCAGGGAUGAGGAAAACUCUAGUUUUUCACAUGGGGAAGCCUCCACAUGGGUCUAGAACUGAUUGGAUCAUGCAUGAAUAUCGUCUAGUUACUGUAACAAACAAAGAUUGCAACUCUCCACUGGCAAAGAACCCAAUAAUCCAGAACUACUUGAAUCAUCACAUGGAUAAAUGGGUUCUCUGUCAUAUAUUUUUGAAGAAAAGAACUAAGAAAAGUACCGAGGAAGAGGUUAUUCAGAGUUGUUGCAAUGAUAACAAGGAAGUGAAAAAAACUAUGGCAGUGGCUGUUCAUCAUGAGCCAAAAAUCUUUGAUUUUAUGAGAGAAAAAGCUCGCAUAACAGAUGUGUUAUCUUCCUCGUCUUCUUCAAGUUCGAUCAGUAGCAGUAUCACUGAGGUUUCUUCAAUUGGAGAAGAGAACGUUGAAGAAAGUAGCAGCUGCAAUAUUGUAUUUUGAACAUUAUAAAUUGUUAAAGCACUGAUCAGAGCUAAAAGCAUGUUAAUUAGGCUGGUGUUUUCUCUCCUAUUAUGCUGUUAAUAUAAU
Molecule: messenger RNA, 910 nt
Organism: Durio zibethinus
Lineage: Eukaryota; Viridiplantae; Streptophyta; Magnoliopsida; Malvales; Malvaceae
Product: NAC domain-containing protein 83-like
Biological process (GO): regulation of DNA-templated transcription
Molecular function (GO): DNA binding
Source: RefSeq, a predicted model, not a curated record